Trypanosoma theileri is the source of this 1611-nucleotide messenger RNA. RefSeq lists its product as uncharacterized. The coding region runs from base 1 to 1611 and encodes 536 amino acids. Gene Ontology annotation, biological process: glycerophospholipid biosynthetic process. Lineage: Eukaryota; Euglenozoa; Kinetoplastea; Trypanosomatida; Trypanosomatidae. The record is from RefSeq and is a predicted model, not a curated record. The transcript has a single exon. Gene Ontology annotation, cellular component: mitochondrion.
AUGAAAGCGUCAGCACGACAGUUAGGUGCAAGAAGAGGUUAUUUCCUGAACUCUAUUUUGCGGCGGCGUUUCGUGCCUCCAUGGGAGCGUGAUGGUAAAUCUGCUGAUGAAUUUUUCUCUGGACUUAUGCAGAGCACCAACCCAGUACAAACAUCUCAAAGAAACAAAAUGCGUGAAGAGGAGCAAGCAAAGAGAGCUAUUGAAGAGGCACCGUUACCAGUUGAAGUGCAGCGUAUGGAAGCUAUUCAUGCCCAUAAUGAAGAUGUGUUAAAUCAACGUCGUAAUUUUGUACCUUACGGAUCUAAACCAGUUGUAUAUUUUGAAAAGGACCAAAUGGCUGCUUUGGGUGAAUAUGAAACUAUGCUGCAGGGAACGAGUGAUUCAAGAAAUGGUCAGGAAAGUUACUCCCCAGAAGUACGUGAGAUGCUUCGGGCGGAUUUAAAUCAGAAAUUACCAUAUAGGUAUGAGUCAUUUGUGGAACCACGAGGAAAAGAGUUACAGUGGCCACUUCAUGGAACUACUGGUAUUGUCCUUGAUCUUGACGGCGUGGUUCAUCGUUCUAAUAAAAUUAUUGAAGGAUCAGAUACGGCAAUUCGAAAAAUUAUGCAGUUACGCAUUCCACUUUUAUUUAUGACAAAUGGUGGUGGUGUUACUGAGGCAGAGAAGGCUAAACAACUUUCAGAACUUGUUGGAUGCGAAAUUAGUCCUGAUCAAGUACUUCUUUCACAUACUCCAAUGCAACUACUAGCCCCUAUCUAUAAAAAUCAAAAUAUACUAGUAGUGGGUUCUCCAAAAUGUGUUGAUGUGGCAAAAUCAUACGGAUUUUCUCGUCCUAUUUCUAUGCUUCAGUUUCAAGUAGAACAUCCUGAAUUGGUACCAUAUAAAAAAUGGGGAAACUUAAAGAAGUGUGAACCUAAUACAAUUAAAUUUCCAGAAAUAGCCGCUAUUUUUGAAUUUUCUGAACCAGAUGAUUUACUUAGUGAUUCACAGGUUAUUCUUGAUCUUCUUCUUGCCCCACGUGGUCAAAUAGGACGUUAUGUGUCUAGUACACAAACUAUUCCAUAUUAUCUUGGUGCGGAUGAUUUAUUAUGGGCUACGGAAGCUUUGUUACCACGUCUUGGUCAAGGCGCCGUACGCGAAAUGAUCUCGGCGGUCUUUGAAAGUGUCACUGGCAAUGGUAUGCAAGUGACCACGUAUGGAAAACCACGCGCUAUUGCCUAUGCCUUUGCCGAGCGACGUAUGGAAGAAAUAACGGCGCGUCUUGGAUGGAAUCCACAGUCACUUCGUUCUAUUUUCAUGGUUGGGGAUAAUCUCGAGACGGACAUUGUGGGCGCGAAUGCCCGUGGGGGGCGGUGGACGUCUGUGCAUGUCCUCUCCGGCAUCGGCGCCGCCCCGGCCGCCCGGCGGACCCUCGCGGAGGGCGACGCGGAACUCGAGUGGCUCGAGACGCGCGUGGGGAAGACCCCGCAUUACGUCGCCCCCACAUUAGACCACUUUGUGCGGGAAUUGCUGGCGUUUCCAGAGACCGCCGUGCUGCAGAACAAGAAGCCGUAUUAUGGGAUGCCAAACCCUGUGGAUCUGGGCGAUACAUAUAACUUUUUACCACGUUAG